AUGAAUAACACCUCGGUGGCGCUGUUAAUCAUUCCAUCGGUGCUCUCCACAUGGAAUUCAUUACAAACGUGCACAUCACUUAUCUGCGUUGCCGUGUAUAUUUUAAACGGAUUUCUUCUUUAUUUGUUCCUCCGUCGCCGAUAUCUCCGCACAGUCUUCAGCAUCUACAUCCUAACGAUCACCAUCAGCCAGAUUCUCAAUGCAGUCUUCCAGAAUCCAUUACUCUUUGUUGUACGGGAUUAUGUUGUCCAUGGCAAAGGUGAUACCUUCUGUAUGGUAUACUUGUAUUUAAAGCAAACCAUCGGCACAUCUUUACCAUCGUUCCACAUGCUGGUAGCAUUAAACCGCAUUUGGGCGCUGUGCUAUCCUAUGUCUUACCGGCAUCGGCACACCAAGAAGCUCGCUGGGGUUCUCUGUGCCGGUACAUGGUUAUUCAUCCACGUGGUCGUCGUACCGGGUCUGUUCAUGGAAGGUCUGUACUUCCGUACUCGGCAAAAUAAUUUUCUAUGUACAUUCAGCACCGGCGACCCGAAAAUGGAGUACUGGAGUAUCACGGUGACGAUUACGCUCAGUAUCGUGCCGGAAGUGGUAAUUUUACUCUUCUAUCCCUUUGCAUUAUGGAAACGGCGGCAACGCCGUAAAAAAAUAAAAGAAAUCACGCUGAGGUCUAGCACUGAUGAAGCGAGAGGAUCCACAAAGUCGGUGCAUUCGUUUAUGGUGUUGACACUGUUGACCGUUAGUACAACUGUGUGCUGGACGCCGACCAACGCGUAUUUUGUGGCGAUGAAGUAUUUUCCGAAUGUGACGUUUAUGGAAGCAGCUGUGACCCUUAAGCUACUGCAUACGGCCGUGGAUCCCGUGUUGUUUAUUGUGGCGUGGAGUGAUCUACGACAGGCCGCCAGAGAUGCUGUACAAUGGGGUGUGCGAAAAGUGCCGGAAGCUGUCAAAAGAUAG
This is a messenger RNA of Paramacrobiotus metropolitanus, 954 nucleotides long. RefSeq names its product lysophosphatidic acid receptor 6-like. The coding region runs from base 1 to 954 and encodes 317 amino acids. The transcript has a single exon. Gene Ontology annotation, biological process: G protein-coupled receptor signaling pathway. Lineage: Eukaryota; Metazoa; Tardigrada; Eutardigrada; Parachela; Macrobiotidae. Gene Ontology annotation, cellular component: membrane. The record is from RefSeq and is a predicted model, not a curated record. Gene Ontology annotation, molecular function: G protein-coupled receptor activity.